AGAGCGUGUUGUUAGAGCUGUGCUGAGCGGGUGUUUGGGUUGUUGGCUGCUUUCUUCCCCCUUUCUCACACACUUGUAUAUUAUUUUGAGGUGGUGUUCGCAGAGUUUGAAAGGAGAGAGAAUUAAAAAAAAAAGCCGCAAGCGUUUCACUCUUUUAUUUUUAUAAUCCCCUUCAAUUUGGGGUUAAAAAAAAGACAAGAAAACAGGAAGGAAGAGAAAUAAGGAAAUGAGAUGUGGUAAAAGAAGCUAAAAGGUGCCUUUUAAAAGAUCGUUGCUGUGAAGUGAAAAAAAUCUCCAGAGAAACCAAAAAGCACCGCCGAGACCUCUUCCGAACCAAAGGAGUUUGUGUUUGCUUUUAGGGAAGAAGAAAGAUCAUUCAUUCGGAGGAAUAACAACCAAUUAAAAGACAAAUAAAAAAAGUUUGGAGUGGGACGCAGAGCGAGCGAGAGGAGCUGCCGGCGGGCGGUGGGGCGCGGAGCCCGCACUUUCCCGGCCGGGUGAGCGGCGGCCGCGGCGCCGGGCUCGGCGGGUGCGCCUCGGCGGAGCGAACGUCGGAGCGUUGCCUUGGGAGACGCGCGCCGGACAAUGCCCGCGGCGGGCCAGUGACGCCCGCGGGGAAUGCGGAGCGGCCCGGCAGCCGGCACCCAGCCGCCGCCGCGCGUUCCUGCCGCCCGUGUCACGCGAGACCCGGCGGGGGCCGGGACCGCCCGAGCCGCCCCUCAGACCGAGCCGGCCGCCUCCGCUGCCGCGGCCGCCUCCUCUUCGGGGUCAUUAAAGCCAAUGAGCCGCGCGCCUCUGCCGAGCGCAGCCAACUAAAUCGGCUUGGAUGAUUCGCGACCUGAGCAAGAUGUACCCGCAGACCAGACACCCAGCACCGCAUCAGCCUGCUCAACCCUUUAAAUUUACAAUUUCCGAAUCCUGUGAUCGGAUUAAGGAAGAGUUUCAGUUUUUACAGGCUCAAUACCACAGUCUGAAGCUGGAAUGUGAGAAACUCGCCAGUGAGAAGACAGAGAUGCAGCGGCAUUAUGUCAUGUAUUAUGAAAUGUCCUAUGGGUUGAAUAUAGAAAUGCACAAGCAGGCAGAGAUUGUCAAGAGGCUGAAUGCUAUCUGUGCACAAGUCAUUCCUUUCCUGUCCCAAGAGCACCAGCAACAAGUGGUGCAGGCUGUGGAACGGGCCAAGCAGGUGACCAUGGCAGAACUGAACGCCAUCAUUGGGGAGAAAAAGAAUAAAAGUGACACACCUGGAUCAUUAAAGUCAAACAUAGGAAGACAUGUGGGAGUGGAAGAAAAUAAACCUAAUUUGGAGAGGAGAAAAAAAGGUCCACUUUUUUUCUCUGAGCAGCAACAACUCCAGGCCCAGCAUUUAUCACAUGGACAUGGUCUCCCCGUACCUCUGACUCCACACCCUUCAGGGCUCCAGCCCCCUGCCAUUCCACCCAUCGGUAGCAGUGCCGGGCUUCUGGCCCUCUCCAGUGCUCUAGGAGGUCAGUCCCAUCUUCCAAUUAAAGAUGAGAAGAAGCACCAUGACAAUGAUCACCAAAGAGACAGAGACUCCAUCAAGAGCUCUUCAGUAUCCCCAUCAGCCAGUUUCCGAGGUGCUGAGAAGCACAGAAACUCCGCAGACUACUCCUCAGAGAGCAAAAAGCAGAAAACUGAAGAAAAGGAAAUUGCAGCUCGUUAUGACAGCGAUGGUGAGAAAAGUGAUGACAACUUGGUGGUUGACGUUUCCAAUGAGGAUCCAUCUUCCCCUCGAGGGAGCCCAGCACAUUCCCCCAGAGAGAAUGGCCUAGACAAGACACGCCUGCUCAAGAAAGAUGCCCCGAUUAGUCCAGCCUCUAUUGCAUCUUCCAGCAGUACUCCCUCCUCCAAAUCCAAAGAACUUAGCCUUAAGAGGGAUAUGGGGAAAUUGAGUGAAACACGUCUUAGCGAAGAUGAACAAUGCACAUUGGGGUUACAGAGAUGGUUUUGUCGCCUGUGGUUUAUGAAUGAAAAAUCUACUACUCCCGUCUCAAAGUCCAAUACCCCUACUCCACGAACUGAUGCGCCCACCCCAGGCAGUAACUCUACUCCCGGAUUGAGGCCUGUACCUGGAAAACCACCAGGAGUUGACCCUUUGGCCUCAAGCCUAAGGACCCCAAUGGCAGUACCUUGUCCAUAUCCAACUCCAUUUGGGAUUGUGCCCCAUGCUGGAAUGAACGGAGAGCUGACCAGCCCCGGAGCGGCCUACGCUGGGCUCCACAACAUCUCCCCUCAGAUGAGCGCAGCUGCUGCCGCCGCCGCUGCUGCUGCUGCCUAUGGGAGAUCACCAGUGGUGGGAUUUGAUCCACACCAUCACAUGCGUGUGCCAGCAAUACCUCCAAACCUGACAGGCAUUCCAGGAGGAAAACCGACCAAAUGCUUUUACCACCUGAGGGCUUUCCCUGGAAAUGAACUGGAGAUGGAACUGCCAAGAGAUACUCACAGAGCAUACUCCUUCCAUGUUAGCGCAGAUGGUCAGAUGCAGCCUGUCCCUUUUCCACCCGACGCCCUCAUCGGACCUGGAAUCCCCCGGCAUGCUCGCCAGAUCAACACCCUCAACCACGGGGAGGUGGUGUGCGCGGUGACCAUCAGCAACCCCACGAGACACGUGUACACGGGUGGGAAGGGCUGCGUCAAGGUCUGGGACAUCAGCCACCCAGGCAAUAAGAGUCCUGUCUCCCAGCUCGACUGUCUGAACAGGGAUAACUACAUCCGUUCCUGCAGAUUGCUCCCUGAUGGUCGCACCCUAAUUGUUGGAGGGGAAGCCAGUACUUUGUCCAUUUGGGACCUGGCGGCUCCAACCCCACGCAUCAAGGCAGAGCUGACAUCCUCGGCCCCCGCCUGCUAUGCCCUGGCCAUCAGCCCCGAUUCCAAGGUCUGCUUCUCAUGCUGCAGCGACGGCAACAUCGCUGUGUGGGAUCUGCACAACCAGACCUUGGUGAGGCAAUUCCAGGGCCACACAGAUGGAGCCAGCUGUAUUGACAUUUCUAAUGAUGGCACCAAGCUCUGGACAGGUGGUUUGGACAACACGGUCAGGUCCUGGGACCUGCGCGAGGGGCGGCAGCUGCAGCAGCACGACUUCACCUCCCAGAUCUUUUCUCUGGGCUACUGCCCAACUGGAGAGUGGCUUGCAGUGGGGAUGGAGAACAGCAAUGUGGAAGUUUUGCAUGUCACCAAGCCAGACAAAUACCAACUACAUCUUCAUGAGAGCUGUGUGCUGUCGCUCAAGUUUGCCCAUUGUGGCAAAUGGUUUGUAAGCACUGGAAAGGACAACCUUCUGAAUGCCUGGAGAACACCUUAUGGGGCCAGUAUAUUCCAGUCCAAAGAAUCCUCAUCGGUGCUUAGCUGUGACAUCUCCGUGGACGACAAAUACAUUGUCACUGGCUCUGGGGAUAAGAAGGCCACAGUUUAUGAAGUUAUUUAUUAAAGACAAAUCUUCAUGCAGACUGGACUUCUCCUCCUGGUAGCACUUUGCUCUGUCAUCCUUUUUGUUCACCCCCAUCCCCGCAUCUAAAACCAAGGAUUUCAGAUACUCAUUGCAGUUGUGGAGUUUAAUCCCCUUUCUUAACCUCACUUCCCACUUGCUAUUGAAUUGUGAAUAGUCAUUAAAAACCUGUGAUACCAAAUCUUCAGCUGUCUACUUGGAAGAACAUGGAAUAAGCAUACUUAACAGUGAAAAGAAUCUUUAAUUAUGUAUUAUAUCUGUAAUAUAUUUAUUUUGUUUAAAGAAGGCUUUCUAACAAUGACUGACUAAAUAAAGCUGUCUGCUCCUGCAUUGAUAAUGAAGGUGCGUUGUAUUUGAUACCCCUCCCCCCCUUUUUUUGGCAAAGGAGGGGAAAGGAAGGUUUAAAAUAAUUGAUUUAAAAUGUCACUAAGUGUAGACUGAUGACUGUAUAGAGAUGUGAAAUGUAUAAUUACACAUGGAAGCAAUAUGUUGCUGUGUUGUUAUUAGGUUUUUUUUGUUUUUGUUUUCUACAUCUUUUAAAGACUUUUGGAAAUUUGGCUGAACAAUUAGAACACAACAGGCCAACUCAUACUCAUUUGGAUCUAUUUAGACAACGUUAACCAAUAUAUCUAUAGCUUUAGAUUAUAUUCGAUAAAAGUAAUUGGACUUUUUUUCUUUUUUUGACUCGUUGACAAGUGUCUUUGUAAUAUGUUUUUAGUUCCCUUUUUUUGUUGUAUUAUAGGCAGAUGAACAAAUUAAAUUUGGCCUCAAAGAGAGAACUUACUCCCUUCUGGAUAUUUUUGCCACAUUUCUUUGCAAAAGGAGAUAUAUAUAUCUUUAGUCAGUUUUGUUGUUAUGAGAAAUUAUGGGUUAUUUUGUGGCAUGCUCUUUGGGAGCUGCACAGUUAUGGGGAGGACUCCCACUGCUGUGCAAGUUAAGUCUUUUACAAAACAAGGACAGCAGAGGAGGGUUUGCAGAGACCUCCCUCUGAAAAACACAAAGAAUGGACUCUCUCCUGGGAUGAGGACUUGCUUUCUUUACCUCCGGUUCUUUCCAUGUCUUAGUUGGAUGUCCCUGAAAUGGACACAGGCUGUGCCAUUGUGCCAGAAACAUUGUGUUAUCUUUUAUGUUGUUGUUGUUGCUGUUAAACUAUAAUAUGUGACUUCUUUUUUUAUUAUUUUUUGUUUGAAUGCUUUAAAAAUCUUUUAAGUCUGUGGAUCUGCUGAUGUACAGUGCCUUUGCUGCUAUGGAUCAAAAUCAAAAGAACCGUGUAGAUAUACUUUAUUGUAUAAGUAGAAAAUUACUUAAUUUCAUACUAGAAAUGGAUGGAUGCUGCAAGUUGAAAUGGACUGUCCAUUGACGUUCCUAAUGUGGUAGCAGAAAAAAAAAAAUGGUGUCUUAAGUGCUUAGUGUUUGAUGUCAUUAACAGUUUCGUAAAACUCUACAGUGUAGAAAGAUUUUGAUACUAAACUGUGCGUUGUACAUAGUUCUAAUGCAUUGUAUUGACCACCAGUACUUCUAUAAUGGUAGAUUGUUUGUGAAUUCAGACUUUUAAGCAUUAAACAUAAAUAACUUCUAGUAUGCUUAUUUUUCUAAUUCUUUGUCUUGAUGACAUUAGUUUAUUUUUUAUCUUUGGCUGUGCCACUCCUAUAUAUUAAAAAUGCCUAGUUUUUUCAAGGGAGAUUGUUGUUAAAGUAAAGUGGUUUUUUUUGUUGUUAAA
Molecule: messenger RNA, 5183 nt
Organism: Homo sapiens (human)
Lineage: Eukaryota; Metazoa; Chordata; Mammalia; Primates; Hominidae
Gene: TLE4
Product: TLE family member 4, transcriptional corepressor
Exons: 24
Coding region: 827-3445 (872 amino acids)
Biological process (GO): regulation of DNA-templated transcription
Cellular component (GO): nucleus
Molecular function (GO): transcription corepressor activity; chromatin binding; DNA-binding transcription factor binding
Source: RefSeq, a predicted model, not a curated record